UAAAAACGUAUUUGCACGCUAUUACAACAUGUUAUCAACCAAUUUUCGUUCUCUCCUUGAGAGACUCGUCUGAAAUUAAAGCCUUAUGUAUGGUUUUUCGUGUGUACGCGGUAUAAUCUAUAUGAAAGGCAGACGUGAUCUUCUGCUGCGACCUUGGAGCUAUUUAGUGUUCUUUGUCAAUGUAACCAACGUAUCCCAUCCACUAUUUAAAAUGAACAUUUAUUUUCUUCAUUUAAAGAAUUACUUUUAGAAAGAAAAAGAGUUUUUAAAUAUUUAAAUUUAAAAAAGUUUGAUGUUAUCCAUACAAUGAGCAAGGAUCGUGAUGGUACAUUAUACAACAAGUCGGAUUAAGGACUCUUUAGUCACGGGCCGAGCGUAGCGGACAGUUUUAUCAAUGUGCUGCAUACCAUCCUUUUUCUACUACCUAUAGAUUUUGCAAAACAGCACGAAUGCCGCGUGAUGGACGAAGUGACCGUCAGGCUGACAAACGUUAAAAUACCAUGGCUAAAGUCUACCAAAAACAUCCGAUCUCUCUCAAAACCGUGACUAAAAUGAACGAGUAACUGAAACAUUGUAAUUUUUUUACCUUUUUCUAUCUCCUCCUAACAAUUAGCAGCCCUGUUCACCUAAUUGUUUUAACUUUAAUUUCUCUGUUAUAAAUAUUAUUCGAGUUCCCUUUUCAAUAAAUGCACUCUAUCAGGUUGACAUUUCGUCAAAAUUUUUGUCUACUCCCUGCCCAGUUAAAUUAUCUCUCAAAUUAGAUUUCUUAUUGUUUGCAUAUUUCUGGGUAUUUAUGGUGAAUUACUUCUUAAUGAUAUACUAAUUUAAAUUAUGCUUAAUAAAGGCAAAUUAGUUCAGCAAUUUUAUUUUAGCCAGCGCAGAUCAAUCAAAAAACGACGUAGGAAAUUUAGUUAGUUUUUUUAGUACUCGACAAAAUUUAAACUAACAUAUCUCUACUUUAAGGGUUCGCUUGUUUGCCAGAUCGCCGGCGCAUGCAACAUGAAACAUUUGUUCAUAAGAAAAAACACUAAUUGACAAAACAUCUUCCUCCAAAAAAUUAUCGCAAGUUUGAAAGAAAGUAUUUACCUACCGAAUGUCAAUUGUUAAAAUAAUGUUACAAGACCCAACGAGAAUAGAACGAACAAAGCAUUUUAGUGAUACAAUAAAGCUUUGGCGCCCUUUAAAUUCGUUUAGACGAACACAGCAAUCCUUUUCGGAUUUUACAACCAUUUCGUUACAGUGCUCGUGGAUCACUAACCCGCUUAACGUCUGUACCAUUUUCGUCCAUUAUUCGCAUCAAUUCGUGCAAAAAAGUGGCCGCACAAACCAAUGUCACAAUGAUUUCCGACACAAUGGGAAACCCUAACUAAACAGCACCGCCUUUGUUUAUAUAAAUAUUUAUAAUAAAUUUGGUGCGGUUUUUAUGCAGAUGGACAUGAUACUCUCAAUCAUUUUUGUGAUUUUGUUGCGUAUAUUAGUUUUUGUGACCACUAUGUCUGGGGUGACACCAAAUGGAGAAGUUUUUCUUUGCUUGCCUGAAGAUACGGUUUGUCCCACAAUUGGCCAUCUGGGCUCGGAUAUUAUUGAUCCUAGAAUUGUAACUCCUACUGGACUUUGCCCGUCUGGAUUUUAUCCAUGUUUUGGAAUCGACCCAAAGUGCGGCCAACGCCUGAUCGCAGACAUCUCGACGGAGGACGGUGUAUCCGAUCCAGGAGGUUACCCUUGGCAAGCAUAUUUGAGAAAUGUCACGCACAUAUUCUCCGGUAGCGGUGCCCUUCUCGACUCCUUCCACGUUUUGACGGCAGCCCACAAAAUCGCCAGUAUCGAGGAUCAACCGGAAGAUCUUACUGUGUAUUUUGGAGUGUGGAAUCCGUCAAACCUGAAGGACACUCAGAGUUCCAUCGUGGCCGAUAUAAGGAUACACCCCUCAUUCAACUCUAAAACUUUGUUGAACGAUAUAGCUAUAUUGCGACUGCGCCAGCCGAUCGUAUUUGGGAUCCAUAAUACCAUAAACACAAUCUGUUUGCCCGAAUAUGAAACCGAUUUCAUAGGUUCGCUGUGUUCAGUCGCCGGUUGGGGACAAUCGUCCUUCAAUUCUUUAGACGCGCCCACCUCACCCCAAAAGCAAGUAACGGUGAAAGUAGCAGACGCGAAAACUUGUAGGGAUUCUUUCGCCAAGCCGAACUUGUUGGGCACAAAUGUAGAUGUUUACCUCGAUCAGGUGGGUGAAAUCUGCGCAGGUGGUGAGGCCAUGAGAGAUGCCUGUACGCAGGACGGCGGCUCGCCCCUGGUAUGUCCUGGAUCCGACGGCAAACUUAAUGCAGCUGGUUUAGUUAUUUGGGGCAAAAACUGCGGUCAACCAGGGGUAUACGGAGUGUACGUAAACUUGCCUUACUAUAGCAACUGGAUCCAGACGACCAUCGAAAGCUUGAACGUUUUAGACAACGUAGUCACCUCCAACUACAAACGGCUUACUUUAAUUUGAACUAUAACAAUUUAACAAUUGUUUGAGAGUUUGAAAUUCGACUCAGGAAUUCUAGUGAACAGAUGUUGGACUUCAGUGAUACAAGAAUACCAGGCAUUGAGAACUCUUGGUUAGGUUCACACUGCUUGAUCUGUGUGUAGACUUAGUUAUUAUAUUGCAAUAACUUUACCUUCUAAAAUGCCUUUUCCGCAAAUUAUAAGUAGGUGCAUUUGGCAAAAUAAUAGUAUGAUCCUGUGUAUCACUUACUUUUGAAAAAGUGAAAAUUGUAUAACGUCCAGGUUUUUGCGAUGGAAACUUUUAGAUAUCUUUCUCAAUCAUAGAAAGGAACUUGAGGAAUUUGAGUGAUGUUGUAGUACACAACAAGUGAGUUGUGUUAGUGCAGUUAAUGCUGGAUUCACUUCUAUUUAUUAUUUUCACCAAUAUUGAAUAGACGACAGAUGCAGCAUAGAAAUUGCUUGGAUGUGAUAUUGAGAAUAAAAAAGGCUUUUAGCUUUGCUUCUAUUUCCGAGAUAAUUUAUCUUUAAAUACAAAUAAUAUUUUCCGGAAGAUUGUAACUCUGUUGU
Cylas formicarius (sweet potato weevil) is the source of this 3048-nucleotide messenger RNA. RefSeq names its product phenoloxidase-activating factor 2-like. The transcript is spliced from 7 exons. Gene Ontology annotation, biological process: proteolysis. Gene Ontology annotation, molecular function: serine-type endopeptidase activity. Lineage: Eukaryota; Metazoa; Arthropoda; Insecta; Coleoptera; Brentidae. The record is from RefSeq and is a predicted model, not a curated record. Bases 1424 to 2485 code for a protein of 353 amino acids.